This is a messenger RNA of Chroicocephalus ridibundus (black-headed gull), 1504 nucleotides long. RefSeq names its product myosin light chain 3 (gene MYL3). The record is from RefSeq and is a predicted model, not a curated record. NCBI's taxonomy places the organism in Eukaryota, Metazoa, Chordata, Aves, Charadriiformes, Laridae. Bases 108 to 689 code for a protein of 193 amino acids. Gene Ontology annotation, molecular function: calcium ion binding. The transcript has 7 exons. Gene Ontology annotation, cellular component: myosin II complex.
UAAAGACCUGUGGGCACUGGUGAUUUAUCCUGCAGCAGCCACCUCUUUCCUGUCUGUCUCUCUGUCUCCUUCUCUCCCUCUCUAAAGCAGCCCAUCAACAAACCAACAUGGCUCCAAAGAAGCCUGAACCUAAGAAGGCUGAACCAAAGAAGGAAGAACCCAAACCAGCACCUAAACCAGCAGAACCAGAACCCAAAAAAGAAGUAGAAUUUAACCCAGCUUCUAUCAAAGUUGAGUUCACCCCUGAUCAGAUUGAAGAAUUUAAGGAAGCAUUCUCACUCUUCGACCGGACUCCUAAAUCUGAGAUGAAAAUCACAUACGCACAAUGCGGAGAUGUCUUGAGAGCUUUGGGGCAGAAUCCAACCCAGGCUGAGGUCAUGAAAGUGCUUGGUAGACCCAAACCAGAAGACAUGAACUCCAAGAUGAUCGACUUUGAGACCUUCCUGCCCAUGCUCCAGCAUAUUGCAAAGACAAAAGACACAGGCACCUACGAGGACUUUGUGGAGGGUCUGCGCGUGUUCGACAAGGAGGGAAAUGGAACAGUCAUGGGGGCUGAACUCCGUCACGUUUUGGCUACGCUGGGUGAGAGAUUGACUGAAGAGGAAGUUGAUAAGUUAAUGGCUGGUCAGGAAGAUGCCAAUGGCUGUAUCAACUAUGAAGCUUUUGUGAAACAUAUCAUGGCUAACUGAAUGCCAGGACAAGAUAGGCACUGAGAACACCAGAUGCCGGCCUUGGAUUUCGAUGUAGUGGAAUGUCUUCUCCUUUUUCAGCCCAGAUUCCCAUUACAGAGCUAAAAAAUGUGCCGUCCCUAAAGUUAUUUGGAUAAAUGUUUUUUGGAUUGUUUUGUUUUGUUUCUUCAUUGGAAGAGGGUGGCCUCUGUGGAGAUUCAAUACACUCAGGAACUGAAGAAACUGGAAUCUGAACUAUGAAUACCUGGGCAUUGUAAUUUUUUUUCUGAUACAGACUAUAAAUAGCAAUACAAAAUUACUAAGGGAGGGGAGAAAAGAGGAGUAACUUUUUCAUGACUAAAUCAAUCAAAAAAUGUAUUAGUCAUCUAGUUAUACCCUUCCCUCCCCUCUUCCUUCCCAAACAAUUGAACCUUUCUCUGUGUUUAUUGCAUUUGGGAAAAAAUAACUGUAAGAGAGUAAGGGAGAAAAGAAAUUAAACCAACUGUAUAAAUCUCCUGUAUGCAAGGAAAACUCUUAAUCUUUAAAGAGAAAUAGUAAAAGUAGAGUGCCCAGAAAUCAGCAAGAAACACAACCUUGUUCACAUGUUUCUUAGCUUUGGAAAAUACCGCAAUUAAAGGAAAAAAAACAAACAAAGCCAACCAUAAGUGUACACAAUGUUUUCUAAAAUGCAUCUCUUCUCCACAAGGUUUACUUCCCUUUCCAAGAGUCUGACCUAUGAGACAAGCAAAAUGUCUUUCCCAAUGCAAACUGGAAAUUGUUUUAAUAUACAUAGUGGUCCUGUAGCUUUUCACAGUAAAACAUGGGAUUCUUUGUCA